Molecule: messenger RNA, 2607 nt
Organism: Mixia osmundae IAM 14324
Lineage: Eukaryota; Fungi; Basidiomycota; Mixiomycetes; Mixiales; Mixiaceae
Exons: 8
Coding region: 1-2607 (868 amino acids)
Biological process (GO): plasma membrane phospholipid scrambling
Cellular component (GO): plasma membrane
Molecular function (GO): phospholipid scramblase activity
Source: RefSeq, a predicted model, not a curated record
AUGCGCGUUUGCUCGGCGGUCGAUCAUCAGCUUGAUAUUGCUAACACUGGUGCCUUCAACUCCAUGCGACAGCCUCUAGAGCGAUGCACGUGUGGCUUAGCAAGACGACUAUCGACUGCUGCAGCUGUGAGGAACCGUCUGGCGGCUACACGAGCGUCUGGUUCUCGACUGAGCAGAAGACCUCCGCCGCCUGUUCCUGUUCGUCAUCGAGAUCGGAUACAGGUCAAGCCAGCUACAUUGUCGGAUACGACACCGAGCGUGCAGUCACAGAGUCAUGCACAGCCUUCACAGACGAGUGCAGCAGGCCUCGCGUCGCCUGCUGCGCAAGUGCCUGUGCAUGUGCCUGAUGAUCCGCAAGGCGUCUUGCAAGCGAGCGAUCCGACAUCUCAAGGAGCCGUCAGGCUGCUCUCCCAGUCUGGUCUCGUCAUUGUUCGACAGCUGGAGAUGAUGAAUGUCUUUCUGGGCUACGAGCAGGCGAACAAAUAUCAGAUCCUUGCGGCCAGUGGCGAAGCAGUCGGUUUCCUGGCGGAGGAAGACCUCGGCUUCCGGCAAGCCAUCGGACGACAGUUCUUACGAGGACACAGAGCCUUCAAGUGCACCGUCAUGGACAGCGACGGCGAGAUCAUCAUGCGCGUCAAUCGACCCUUGAGCCUCAUCAAUUCCAAGAUCUACAUCAGCAAAGGCGAUGACCCGACAAACGUUAUCGGCGAAGCGCAGCAGGAAUGGCAUCUGCUCAGGCGAAAGUACAAUCUCUUCUCCAAACGUGAAGAAGGGUUUGACCAAUUCGGCGCCAUCGAUACGCCUUUCCUCGGCUGGGACUUCAUCGCACGCAACGAGGAUGACAAACCCGUCGCAGCCAUCAACCGCAAUUUCGCUGGCUUUGCUCGCGAGCUCUUCACGGAUACUGGUCAGUAUGCGCUCAAAUUCGAAGCCCUCGCUGCCGAAUCAGCUCCUCAGCCCGAGCCCUCGUCGACUGGGACAAACAGCGAUUCGAAAGCGUUGACAGAAACGCCAGGUAACGCGCUCGUUCCCUCGCCCGAAUCUGCUGCCUUGACGCUCGACCAACGUGCUGUCCUCCUGGCAGCAGCAGUCUCGAUCGAUAUUGACUACUUCUCUCGAGCUCGCGGAGGCGGCUUCGGCGGCGGCUUCAUGCCUAUCUUCUGGCCCAUGGGCGGGGGUAGUGGAGCAGCAGAAGGCGCAGAAGCGGGCGCGGCAGGCGAAGCUGGUCAAGUGGGAACGCCGAUCGACGGUACAGCAGACGGAUCGGGACCUUUCCCGCUGGAUCAGCAAGCCGAUCAGCCCCCUCGCGAUACUGAGCCUUCUCCCUGGUCGAAUGAAGACGUCUGGGGCGAGUCCAACGAAGGAAUGGAUGAAGGUCAGCAGCUCGAAGAUCCCUGGGCGGCUCCUCAGGAACAAGGCGGGUCGUCCUGGGGCUCGUGGGGCGGAGGAGAUUCAGGCGGAGGAGAUGGCGGAGGUGGCUGGGAUGGUUGCAAAAUGCUUUUUGCUCGACUCGUCGCCAUUCUAUCGACGAUCCUGCCUGCAUCAGCCAUCGUCGUACGAACAUACUGCUUCUCGAUUGCUAAAGAAACGGCUGAUUGCAUUUCGACAUGCAUGCCGGGUGAUGCUACAUGGAUCAUGGAGACCUUUGUCUCCAGAGCUCUCGUUCAUGUGCGCGUCGAGCCAAGCCGCUUCGAGGCAAUCGCUGCCCUCACAGUGUAUGGUCCAUCUCGGCCCGAGUUCACGAUGACGCCUGCUAGCUUGAGUCCCAGUACGGCAAGCUACACGCUCCGGAUCAAAAUGCCAGGAGCUAUCAGAGAAAUUCUCGUGCCUGGCGAUGAUGAAGCUGCUCGACUCGAAAAAGCCUGGCUCGGAGCUUGUUGCUCGGUUAUCCUGGAAAGCAAGUUUACGCUCGGAUUCACCGAAUCGUUCAUGAUUGUCGGUCGACCGGGCGUGUAUGUUCAUUGCGGUCAAGGCUCAGGAAAGAUCCGUCCGGAUUUCGAUUGCGAAUCGAAGCGAGUCAUUGCAGAGUGUCAGACGACGGCAGAAGCUCAUUGCGGGAUCGCCAGAACGAGAGGCGCGCGAGAGGGCGGCUUGUGCGCUUGGCAGCCUUACUUGGUCCCUCCCCCGCACUCUACUUCCGAUCCUCUCGAUGGCUAUCUCAUCCAACUUGACUUGUUUCCGAGCGCUACGACGAGGUAUGGCGCCUCCUGUAAAUUGCCCGAGGAUCAGGUUGCACCUAGCGAGCCUGUGUGCUCUGCUCGGCCAAAGGAGCUGCAACCUUCUGCUGCUAUCUACAGUGUACGCUUGCGAGCAGGCCUUGUGCCGCUUGCACUGAGCAGUCGAUCGGACGAACAUGCAAGAUGCUGCAAGAUCACGAGGCUACAUCGGUUCGAUCUGUCAUUCUACAGUCGAACGAUGUCAGAAAACAAACUUCCUCAGAUUGAUAUCGAGUGUGGUCCAGACACGGACCCCGAAAAGUCAUGCAUCGACGUCUUCGCCACACCGGGCAUGCGUGCUUCUGCUUCACGAAUGCGGUUUCUGAUGAUCGCGCAGUUUCUGCGACCUGUGACAUCGUCGGCGAGUCUUGCAAGCUCGAGCCAUUCAUGA